Messenger RNA from Cordyceps militaris CM01, 630 nucleotides. RefSeq names its product peptide methionine sulfoxide reductase msrB/msrA. The coding region runs from base 1 to 630 and encodes 209 amino acids. NCBI's taxonomy places the organism in Eukaryota, Fungi, Ascomycota, Sordariomycetes, Hypocreales, Cordycipitaceae. Gene Ontology annotation, molecular function: peptide-methionine (S)-S-oxide reductase activity. The record is from RefSeq and is a predicted model, not a curated record. The transcript is spliced from 2 exons.
AUGCCCUUUACAUCUUUUGUCAGCCGCUUCUUCUCGCGCUCCUUUGCUCUCUCUCCUCAAAUGUCCAUCGCUCCCGAAACCGGCGCCGGCGCCGGCGCCGUCACGGCGCUCCCCGCUGGCGCACAGCUCUGCACCGUCGCGGCCGGCUGCUUCUGGGGCACCGAGCACCUCUACCGGCGACACUUUGCCGGCAAGGGCCUCCUCGACGCCAAGGUUGGCUACAUUGGCGGGGACCUGACCGACCCGAGCUACCGCGCCGUCUGCGGCGGCAAAACUGGCCACGCCGAAGCCGCGCAAAUCAUCUUUGACCCCAAGCAAGUCUCGUACCGUCAGCUCCUCGAAUUCUUCUACCGGUUCCACGACCCGACCACGCUCAACGCCCAAGGGCCCGACACCGGCCCGCAGUACCGCUCCGCCAUCUACUUCCACGACGCCGAGCAGGAAAAGGUCGCGCGCGAGGUCACGGCCCAGGCCAACGCCCAGUGGUGGAAGGGCGCCAUCGUCACCGAGAUUGCGCCCGCCGGCAAGUGGUGGACGGCCGAGGAGUACCACCAGCUGUACCUGGACAACAACCCGGCCGGCUACGAGUGCCCCAGCCACUUUCUGCGUCCGUUUAAGCCGCUCGAGUGA